AAAGGCUCAUACGUGCUGCGGGAGCGUGUGGGGCGGCUGGCUAGUGCAUCAGCGGCACAUUCAAAGGGACGACCGUUGCAGCGUGGAAGCGAAGUCUCGAAGAAACGUCUGAGCUCCCGAAGACAUGGCCACUUUCGGACGUUCUUCAAGAUGGACUCGGCUCGAGAAUUUGGCUGCUGCAAAGAAGCCACUCCAAGGGAGCCAAAAGCCAGCCGCUGCUGGUCAGAAGCUCGGCACUGUGGUGCAAAAACCGGCAAACCAGUUACCACAGAGACCACCGCUGCGACAGCCAAACAGGAUCGCAGCACCAAAGCAGGCCGUGGCCGGCAAGGAGAUUUCUCUACUGUCCCAGAGCCUGAAGAAGGCUUCCAUCAACGAGGAGGAGGAGCCAGUUGUAAAUGCCCAGGCAUUCUCUGCCUCUCUCCUGCCACCCGGGGUGCCAGACAUCGAUGCAGCCGACCUCAACGAGCCACAGAUGUGUGCCCAGUAUGCACAGGACAUUUUCGACUACAUGGCAUCCCUUGAGACAAAGUGGCCCAUGACUCCCAAGUUCCUGCGCCUGCAGUCUUCGGUGACACCAGAGAUGAGGGCCAUCCUCGUCAACUGGAUGAUGAUGGUGCACCAGCGGUUCCAGCUGCUCCAGGAGACUCUGUUCUUGGCAGUCUCGAUCACUGACAGAUAUCUGCAGGUCCAAAAUGUGAGCAGGUCCAAGCUUCAACUGCUGGGUGUGUCGGCCAUUUUUGUGGCCAGCAAGUUUGAAGAGAUGAUGCCACCCUUGCUCAGCGACAUGGUGUACGUCACUGACGGUGCCUAUCAGGCCAAAGAAGUGCUUCGAAUGGAGCAGCUGAUCUUGCGCACACUCGACUGGUCUCUGGGGCGCCCCCUUCCUGUGCACUUCUUGCGACGAAACUCCAAGGCAGCACGGGCAGAUGUGGUGGAGCACAACGUGGCAAAGUUGGCGCUGGAGCUGUGCCUCCUCGACUACCCCAUGUCCUGGGUGCGGCCUUCUGAGCUGGCUGCUGCUGCCCUCUACCUCUCCCUGAACUUGUUUCGCAAGGAGGACCAGAAGAGGUGGGACGACAUGAUGACACACUAUGGCCGCUACACCGAAGAGGCCCUCAAGCCCACAGUCCAGCGCAUGGCUGGACUACUUCUUGAUGCACCUAAGAGCACUCACAAGGCUCCGUACGAAAAGUACAAGCACAGCCGACUGGAGCGCGUCAGCACAGUGACGGUGUCCCACGCAGCCCAGCUCCGCGAGAUGGCCGGCAGGCCCUGAAGAAAUAAGUGGGCAAUUUUAUGGAUGACAAGGCUUUCAGCGAACUUUUUUUUGUGUGUGUGUGUGUGUGUGUGUGUGUGUUGCUGCUGCUGAAACACUCGCUUUCAUCCUGUCAACACCAGCUUCUACUAUCGCAGCAGCUUCUUUUUUUUUCUUUUUUUUUUUUUUGACACUGGUGGGACGGAAAUCUUGACAUUGCAGUCUGCCGUUUUACCAACAUUUUUGCGUGGCCGGCUGCAGGUGCCGCGAGAUGGUAUUGCCUGCCAUUAAAUGUGUGCCCAAUGUGAAGCUUUAGUCAUUGUAUAGAACAGAGCUUUUGCAAGUUCGGAGCAAGGAAUGUUGCAACUGCGCUCUUCUAGCUCACUUGACCAUGUUUGUAAGUCCUCUGAAAACAGAAUGGUUUUAAAGUUUAACCAUUGACAUUGCAAAUAAAGUUAUGCAACGAGCUUUUGGGCC
Molecule: messenger RNA, 1735 nt
Organism: Rhipicephalus microplus (southern cattle tick)
Lineage: Eukaryota; Metazoa; Arthropoda; Arachnida; Ixodida; Ixodidae
Product: G2/mitotic-specific cyclin-B2
Biological process (GO): mitotic cell cycle phase transition
Molecular function (GO): cyclin-dependent protein serine/threonine kinase regulator activity
Source: RefSeq, a predicted model, not a curated record